AUGUCACAUUCAGUAAAAAUCUAUGAUACAUGUAUAGGGUGUACUCAAUGUGUCCGGGCCUGCCCCACGGAUGUAUUAGAAAUGAUACCUUGGGACGGGUGUAAAGCUAAGCAAAUUGCUUCUGCUCCAAGAACAGAAGACUGUGUUGGCUGUAAGAGAUGCGAAUCCGCCUGUCCAACAGAUUUCUUGAGUGUUCGAGUUUAUCUAUGGCAUGAAACAACUCGAAGCAUGGGUCUAGCUUAUUAA
Molecule: messenger RNA, 246 nt
Organism: Populus trichocarpa (black cottonwood)
Lineage: Eukaryota; Viridiplantae; Streptophyta; Magnoliopsida; Malpighiales; Salicaceae
Source: the annotation of a RefSeq genome assembly